UCAAGUAUUCAACUUUACUUCCUUGCAAACCCUUUGAGAUCUCCUUUCUUUCUUCUUCCUUACAGAGACAAAUAUACAAAUGGGAUUAAGAUUUCCAAGCAUAGUUCAUGCUAAGCAACUAAUUCAGAGACCUUUCUCAAGUUCAAAAGAUGUUCCAAAAGGGUAUUUGGCUGUUUAUGUUGGGGAAAACAAAAUGAAGAGAUUUGUUAUCCCUUUAUCAAUUUUGAACCAGCCAUCAUUCCAAGAGUUGCUAAGUCAAGCUGAAGAAGAAUUCGGAUUCGAUCAUCCAAUGGGAGCUCUUACCAUUCCAUGCCCAGAAGAUGCAUUCAUUGAUCUCAUUUCAAGAUUAAAUGCCUAAUGAUUGGCAUUACACACUGAUUAUAUUGCUGACUAUUUCUAACAAAAAUUAUUGUUACAAUUUUGCAAUAUGGGCAAGCUAUGCCAAUACCAUGUAUAUAUUUUUCC
This is a messenger RNA of Cannabis sativa, 465 nucleotides long. RefSeq names its product auxin-responsive protein SAUR21-like. Gene Ontology annotation, biological process: response to auxin. NCBI's taxonomy places the organism in Eukaryota, Viridiplantae, Streptophyta, Magnoliopsida, Rosales, Cannabaceae. The transcript has a single exon. The record is from RefSeq and is a predicted model, not a curated record. The coding region runs from base 80 to 358 and encodes 92 amino acids.